This is a messenger RNA of Andrographis paniculata, 568 nucleotides long. RefSeq lists its product as uncharacterized. The transcript is spliced from 2 exons. The record is from RefSeq and is a predicted model, not a curated record. NCBI's taxonomy places the organism in Eukaryota, Viridiplantae, Streptophyta, Magnoliopsida, Lamiales, Acanthaceae. Bases 109 to 552 code for a protein of 147 amino acids.
CAAGGACCUUGCACACAUGCAACAAGAUUCACGUCUUGCAUCAUCUUUGGAAUCCGAUUUCGAGUUAAAUCAAUAGACGAAGGAAAAAAGACUCAGUGUACUGGUGUGAUGGUCAAUACGGAGACGAUUAGCUAUGCAAGUGCAAGAGACCCAAAUCCUUGUGCAGGUUCGGUCGCAUAUUACGGGUACAAGAUGGUGAACCUCCGGCACUUGAUGUACAGAACAAAUCUCCCAACAGAUGAACCGUUUAUCUUAGCUACGCAAGCAAGAGAGGUUUGGUACAUCAUUGAUCCCGCAGAUGAAAACUGGAGCAUUGUUGUUCCAAUGGUUAGGAGAGAUACCUAUGAUGUUUACACAACCAUGGAUGAUAAUUUCAGGACAAGGUUUAACGUUGACGAUGGCUGCACAUCCAGAGGACCGGCUGAUUAUUGGUUGAGGGAGGAUGUAGAGGGGGUAAUAGUGGAAGGUGAAGCCAAUAUGAAUGUAGGCACUAGCCUAUCAGGGAUGAUUGAAGAGGAUUCUUCCGAAGAAUCUGACUGCGUUUCAUUAUAAUGGAGUGUAGUCCUUU